CGAAAAUCGAAGCUUCGGUGCUCCACCACAGCUCUCCAAGGAUUCCAUCACAGAUUCACAGCAACCUUGCUGGACCAAGCGACUUGCCCAACAUCCCCUUCGUCAUCCACCACAGAGGCUUUGUAGCCUCACGUUUACUCAGCUAUCUCCUUCAGGUCUAAUUGACUGGUCCAUACCAUCAAUUGCAACUGCAGCUUUUCGACAGUACAUUGCUCGCGAAGCCACGAUGCUCGCCCCAACAGCAACAACGAUGCUGCGUGCGGGCGCCGGCCGCUCUGUCGGCGCUCUUCAGCCAAUGCUCAUGCGCGGCGCCGCAUGCCCUUACUCUGCCGGGCUGAUCCUGACGACGACGUCGUCUUUCUCUAUGACCGCCCCGUCGAAGAAACAACAACUUCAGUCCGCUUAUGCCGCCAGACCUCUCUCAACCUCCGUUACCACCAAGCCGACCCCCUCCUCUGUCGUCGCCAAAUUCCGCCCCCAACCACCCCAGCGCAACGCAUCAUCAUCCACCCGCCAUCACCAACCCGCCGCGGGGGGCACGCAGGACGCAGAAGCGGACGCCAACGCCGCGGCAGCAGCCGCCGCCGCGCAAGCGCACGCGCACCCGGAGCAGCCGGCCCUGGACUGGAACACAUUCUUCCAGCUUCGCAAGGCACGGCGGCGAUGGCAAUUUGGGUUCAGCGUAGUGUCGGCGCUGGGGAGCGGGUUCGCGGGCGCGGGCCUGCUGGGCACGGGCAUGCUCGACUGGUUGGUGAGCCGGAUCCCGCUGGACCCGCUCAUCACACUGGGCGGAUUGACGCUGAGCGCGUCGGCGCUGGGGUGGCUUGUGGGCCCCAGCCUGGGCUCGGCCGUGUUUAACACGUUCAAGAACAAGUAUAAGGGUCCUAUGGCUACUAAGGAGAGCGAGUUUUUCGCCCGUAUUAAGAAGCACCGUGUUGAUCCCAGUGCGAGUUCGGUGCGGAAUCCGGUACCCGACUUUUAUGGUGAAAAGAUUUCGAGUGUGGCGGGCUAUCGGCAGUGGCUGAAGGAUCAGAGGGCGUUCAACAAGAAGCGGACAGGGUCUGUAUGAAGGGGAAAGGAGAGUUUGCUUGUAUGGAUAAGCGAGUACCACCCGGUGUUGCAAAAGGAUGCGUCAUAGUAUGCGAAGGUAGGAACUAUUGAACAGACGGUAAUCACAGUUGAUGGUGUUUUGGGCCUGCUUUAUUGUAACAUAGUUGGCGAGGAAUCCCCAGAGCGACUAAUGAAAGUCUCCUCUUGACAUGUAUCCCCA
Molecule: messenger RNA, 1270 nt
Organism: Canariomyces notabilis
Lineage: Eukaryota; Fungi; Ascomycota; Sordariomycetes; Sordariales; Chaetomiaceae
Product: Pam17-domain-containing protein
Exons: 2
Coding region: 227-1069 (280 amino acids)
Biological process (GO): protein import into mitochondrial matrix
Cellular component (GO): PAM complex, Tim23 associated import motor
Source: RefSeq, a predicted model, not a curated record